AUACCAAAGAGAGAAACCCCCUUUCACUAAAACAUUCUCUCACACAAACACACAUCUCCAUUCACAGACGGCACCACUGCUGUACUUCUUAUUAGGACUGGACAUAUUUACACACAUAUUAACUGUCUUAUUCUGCUCAUGGCUUGUGGGAUGCUUCUGCCGACCUGGAGCAGACAUCACUGGAGACUCAUCCAGCAUUUCCUCCAGAUGACCCUUCUGCUCUCCCUCCUGUGCCCACCCACAGAGUCUGUUCCCCGGGACAACGGCUCCAGCAGCAGCCCCGGAGAGGGCUGUGAGGGUUUCCAGGUGGAUGUUUGUGGUGUGUGUGCAGGAGAUGGGAGCACAUGUGAGCUGUUCAGCGGGACACUCUUUCUUUCUGUGCUCUCUGUCGGCUACCACAUGAUCCUGGACGUCCCCUCUGGAGCUCAACGAAUCAAAAUACAGGAAACACAGAAGACCAGGAACUACUUGGCUCUCAGGACAGCGGCUGGUGACUCAGUGAUAAAUGGUGACUGGGUGAUCGACAGGCCAGGACAGUUCUACGCUGCGGGUACUCAGCUCACUUACAAAAGGCCCAACGAGAUACGCAGCAGAGCGGGAGAAUCCAUCACUGCUCCUGGCCCAACCAAUCAGGAGCUGCAUCUCUUUGUUAUUUAUCAGCAACCCAAUCCAGCAGUGUAUUAUGAAUACAUUCUACCUAAAGACACCGUUACUGACAAUGAUUCAGAUGCAUAUUCUUACUCUAGUGUUCUACCUCUGGUAGAGAGUCAUGGAAUAUUUCCUGAUCCUGGCAAUAGUGACAGUGAAAACUCAUUGAGCAGCUCUCAUCCCAACCAAGUUCCAUCGGACCCUAUAACCCCUGAACCAGUUCCUCUCUACAGCUGGCUUGCCAUUACAACAACACCCUGCAGUGUCACCUGUGGAACGGGCAGUCGUCAGGUUCUUUUUGGCUGUGUGGAAAGAGCCACUCACACUACUGUACCAGGGGACCUCUGUAGCAUCACCAGUCAUCCUGGCCCUCAGGUAGAAGAGUGUCAAUCACAGCCUUGCCCGGCCUUCUGGGACGUUGGCGAGUGGUCAGAGUGCAGUAAGACCUGUGGUCCAGGGUUUCAGUAUCGACAGGUGAUUUGCCAGCAGGAGCAAGGACAGCAUGGCAAUAGCACAGUGAUUGUGGCGAGCAGCCUCUGCGAUAACACAGACGUGCCGGAGACGACCUCCGUGUGCCAGCUCAAGAUCUGCAGCGAGUGGCAGAUCCGCUCCGAGUGGACAGAGUGCUCGGUGCCAUGUGGAGUUGGUCAGCGUAAAAGAGAAGUUGUGUGUGUGGAUAACCUGGGUGACAUUGUUGCCGAUGAGGAAUGCAAUAUGGCCCUUCGCCCACAGGACCUGCAGAAUUGUGACAAAGGAGUGUGUGCCAGCAGCUGGUUCUACUCUCUCUGGAGUGACAGGUGCUCUGCAGACUGUGCGGAAGGAAGUCGCAGCCGGUCGGUGGUGUGUAUGAUGAGUCAGACCAACUCAUUGCCUUUGGACAACUGUGAUGAUGAGGAUAAACCUGACGAGCUCAUGCCGUGUGACCUGGGACCCUGCACACAGCGACUGGAAUGGUACACAGGAUCGUGGGGACAGUGUUCAUCUGAAUGUGGUAAUGGUACCCAGAGUCGAGGUGUGGUCUGUGUUGUCCAAAACAGUGGCCAAUUAGAAGUCACCUCAGAAGACCGUUGCUCUCAUCUGCCUCGUCCUCCGAGUGCACAGACCUGCUUUUUGAAGAGUUGUGGAUCACAGUGGUACAUGACGGAGUGGAGCUCAUGUUCUCGUUCUUGUGACGGAGGCUUUCGGGUGAGAGAGGUACGCUGUUUGCAAGAUGAUCUGACCACCAGCCAUGACUGUGACCCUGCUCUUGAACCAGCAAACAAGGAGAACUGUAACACACACACCUGCGUGCCACUGAUUGAUGAGUCCUGCAGGGAUAUGUACUAUAACUGUGUGGUGGUAGUCCAGAGCCGUUUGUGUGUGUACUCAUACUAUCGCACCACAUGUUGUGCAUCAUGCUCUCGGGUCACUCAGAGAGACACGCUGCACAGAAUCAGGUGAUCUGGUCCUUCUCCUUUCCUGAAUGAUGAUGUCCUUGUCUCAUCAUGACAUCAUCCCCAACUCGUUUCAGCUGGAUCUGACCCUGCGAUGACAUCACUGUUCAUCUCCACCACUGAGCAAAGACUUAUAGAUGUUCACUGCCCAUCUUUUUUUAAACACAAAAUGACAAUGCUCCAUGAGCAAAUGAAUAUUUAUUGCAAAUAAAAACAACCAAGCCUCUUUUUA
Molecule: messenger RNA, 2313 nt
Organism: Carassius gibelio (silver crucian carp)
Lineage: Eukaryota; Metazoa; Chordata; Actinopteri; Cypriniformes; Cyprinidae
Gene: adamtsl7
Product: ADAMTS-like 7
Exons: 12
Coding region: 139-2088 (649 amino acids)
Biological process (GO): extracellular matrix organization
Cellular component (GO): extracellular matrix
Molecular function (GO): metalloendopeptidase activity
Source: RefSeq, a predicted model, not a curated record